AUGAAAAAGUUUUAAAACAUAGAAGAAUAUACUAAGUAUAGAUACUCCUUCCAAGAUAAAGAGCAAAGAGAAGCAAGAUAUGUCCCCUAUCCUCAUUAAAGGCCUGGGCCAGAAAAAAACUCAACAAAAAAAAGUGAAAUAUAGCCAGAUAUAAUUUUGAGAGAGUUUAAUUAUGCUACUAGACCUGUACCAAGUAUCAGAAAAUUCGACUGGGAAGGAAUAAAAGCUGUAGCUAUUAGUGAAUCAGGAUCUCAGGGAGUCAUAUUUGUUGAAUCAGAUGAUGGAGCUAUCGUAGUUAAGGGAUCUUAAGAUGCUGCAGUUGAUUAUUUUCUUUACAAGCUCAAAAGAAUUCUUAAUGUGACUGUUCCUUAAAUGAGAGUUAUACGUUGGUAUGAUAAUGAAUUUAAAAAAAUAAUAAGAAAUUUAGAAAAAGCUACUUUUUGUGAUGAAACAUUAGGGAGAAGAGUGACUUCAAGGAUAGAUAUGGCUUAUCUAUAAAUACAAGAAUAUAUACCUGGUAUUUCUAUAUAAGGAAUGGGUCCUCAUAGAGCAGCAUUAGUUUUCGACCACAUAACACCUGAAUCUAGAGAUAGAUUGAUUCGUUUAGGAAUGAUUAUAGCAUUUGACACACUUAUAAAUAAUUCUGACAGAUAUCCUCUCUUAUGGGACAAUGGAGGAAACCCAGACAAUAUAAUGGUUAAAAUGAAAACAACGUUUCUGAAUAAAACUGAAUAGUUGAGAGAUCCUAAUAAUUUAACUUUUGACUAUGGUAAAUUCUAUGCUUUAGAUAGUGGUUUAAGCUGUGUGAACUCAAAAUCUGAAUAAGGAUUGCGUGCUUUAUCAAAAUAUUACAUAAAGUUAGAAAACUUUUUAAAUGAGUUGUUUUUAGAUAUGAAAGCUGUUAUGCUUGCUUAAGUUGACCCAAUGACAGGAACUGGUAGAAAUGGAGAGCGCAAAAAACUAAAUUCAAUAAAUUAAAUUACAAGUUUUGUAUAUCAGCAUACACUCUAUCACAUGUCUGAUAUGCAAAUACUUUAAAUUAUGAUAGGUAUUAUUGUAGGAGUUGAAAAUGCUUGCUAGUUUGGUAUUGACAGGAUUUAAGAAAUGUACCAAAGAUUUUUCAUAAAGGAAAGCGAUGACUGGAGAGGAUUCUGGAAUGAGAAUCUAAGAAGAAUCAAUUUAUAAAUGUAUAAUGAUUGCAUUUUGAUUUAUGGAAAAUUUAGAGGAGCUUACAUAGAUGUAAUUAAAUGGGUUAAAGAUAUCACUCUUAAUUAGUAUCACAUCAGAAUAGAAGAGUUUGAAUAGAUUUUAAACGGUGAUUUAGAAUUCGAAGUAAUUGAGUAGAGCCAAUCAAAAAUAGAAGAAUUGAAUAAGAGUGGUGACCCUUUAAUAAACUCACUAUUAGAAUAGCAAUAAGAAGAUUAAGUACUCCCCUAAGACAUAAAUGAGCAAGAGCCUUAAAAUUAAAAUGAACCUAUAGAUCCUAAUGAUAACGAAGCUCUUCAUAAAAGAAUUAAAGAAAUAUUUGAUGUAGAUUUAGAUGAAGUUCAUAACAAUGCCCUAAACUAAUCAAAUUAUCAAGGAGUUGACAGCUAGCAAUAAAACUCAAGUCAACUAAACAAGCAAAAUAAUAACAAAAAUAGUAAUUAAAAUUUACAAUAAAAUAGCUCUUAAUUGUAAAGUGAUUAGGCAAAAAAUAUUCAAAAAUAAGAAUAGCAAUAAGCUCAAAAUGAAUAAAUGUAAUAAUCUUAAUUACCUUAGCAACAAUAGAAUAAUUCUUAACAAAAAAAAUGA
Tetrahymena thermophila SB210 is the source of this 1794-nucleotide messenger RNA. RefSeq names its product actin-fragmin kinase. The transcript is spliced from 3 exons. The record is from RefSeq and is a predicted model, not a curated record. NCBI's taxonomy places the organism in Eukaryota, Ciliophora, Oligohymenophorea, Hymenostomatida, Tetrahymenidae.